Molecule: messenger RNA, 5402 nt
Organism: Pelecanus crispus (Dalmatian pelican)
Lineage: Eukaryota; Metazoa; Chordata; Aves; Pelecaniformes; Pelecanidae
Source: RefSeq, a predicted model, not a curated record
UCAGCUACGAUCCUUGCCUGCACAGUGGAUUUAAAAUCAACUGCAAAUUGCUGAAGAAUUGCACUUCAAGUGGUCUCAAGAGACAGGAGAAGCAGGUCUUCACUAUAAUGGAAGAGGCCAAGAGCUCGAAGAAUGGAAAUCAUGACCCAAGGAAGUCUGUCCGUCUUGUCUCUGAGGAAGGCAAAGCAGUCAAAGUUACAAAUAAUCAAAAUUAUAAACAUAAUAGAAAUGACAAAUCUGUGAAGGAUGUGGGAAGAAGUUCUCCAAGUGGGAAUAGCAGCAAAAAAAGUAAACAAAAUGAUGUUUGUUCUGAAAAACAAGGAGAAAAUAAAUCAUGCAGAGUAAAUAGUUGUAUUGCUGGAACUAGAGAUCUGGGGUCAAAUGUUCAGGAUCGAAGUCAUGGAAAGGCAAAAAAAUUUUCUAAUUUAUCACCAGCAGUGGAAAACCUGAAACAGACAAAAGCUCAACCAGUGGGAGAAAACUUUCCAGGCUCCCAUGUUUCAGGGAAUGGGGUCACUAUGGAAAGUUUAACAGCUACACAGAAAGGGAAAUUGGUGUUGGAAAACCCACUGGGAGUUCAUACUUUGAAGACUGGUGUUGAUCAGACUGGUGAUCCUGGUAAGACUGCUUCAGAUCAAAGAAAAAUGGAACAUAAGCCUGAUGACUCCAGUAAAAUAAAGAAUUCUGAAUCAACUAAAGAACAUACUUUGGAAGCUGAUUAUUUGGAAAACACCGCUGUUAUUGAUGAAUCUAAUCUGACAGCUGAACAGCAACUAGGAUUGAAACAAGCUGAAGAACGUCUGGAAAGAGAUUAUAUCUCCCGACUUGAAAAACGCUCCCCAGAAUACACCAACUGUCAGUAUCUAUGCAAGCUCUGCUUAGUUCACAUUGAAAAUAUCCAGGGAGCUCACAAGCAUAUUAAAGAAAAACGUCAUAAGAAAAAUAUAAUGGAAAAACAAGAAGAAAAUGAGCUGCGUGCCCUCCCACCCCCCUCUUCUGCACAGUUGGCUGCUCUGAGUUUUACACUCAUUGAGGCAGCAAAUGAACAAGGCAUAUCAGAUGAUGACUUCAGAAUUCGUCAAGAAAUUGUAAACGAGAUGGAGAAAAUUAUUCAACAGCCUUUACCAGACUGUUCACUGAGGAUGUAUGGCUCCUGUUUAACUAGAUUUGCUUUUAAGACCAGCGAUAUUAACAUUGAUAUCAAAUUCCCUCCUAAGAUGAGUCAACCAGAUGUUCUGAUACAAGUGCUUGAAAUCCUGAAGAACAGUGCUGUCUACUCAGAUGUGGAGUCAGAUUUCCAUGCCAAAGUUCCUGUUGUCUUUUGCAAAGAUGUUAAAAGUGGUUUGACAUGUAAAGUAAGUGCUAGAAAUGAUGUGGCUUGCCUUACAACUGACCUGCUGGCUGCACUUGGUAAACUGGAGCCUGUCCUUAUUCCCUUGGUUUUGGCUUUUCGCUACUGGGCUAGACUCUGUCACAUUGACUGUCAGGCUGAAGGUGGGAUUCCCUCAUAUUCCUUUGCCUUAAUGGUGAUAUUUUUUCUCCAACAAAGAAAACCACGCAUUUUACCAUCUUAUUUGGGCAAUUGGAUUGAAGGCUUUGAUUCAAAGAGGCCAGAUGACCACCAGCUGAAAGGUAUAGAAGAAGAGGAGUUUGUACGGUGGGAGUACAAACCACCAACAAAUGGUGCAGCAAAAAACACAGUUGGAGCAGAAAGUAAAACUAAAGCUGAACAACAAAAAGGUGGUGGUAAAAAGGUAACAAGCUCAGAAGUGGACAACCAAAGUAAUGCAAAGGAGAAACACGGCAAUUCUCUCCUAGCAUUCAGAACCCCUCACCAAGUUUCACUGGGGCAACUGUGGUUAGAACUGUUGAAGUUUUACACACUGGAAUUUGCUUUGGAGGAAUAUGUCAUCAGCAUACGGGUACAAGAACUCUUAACCAGAGAGAAUAAAAACUGGCCUAAAAGGCGAAUAGCCAUUGAAGAUCCUUUUGCACUAAAGAGGAAUGUUGCACGAAGUCUAAAUAGCCAGAUGGUAUUUGAGUACAUCCUGGAGCGAUUUAGGACAGCGUAUAAAUAUUUUGCAUGUCCACAAAGUAAAGAUGGGAUUAAAUCCAAGCCAGAUACCAAGAAAAAAGAAAAAGGGAAAAUGAAUAAUAAAAAAUCCACAAGAUCUGAAGAGCCUGUAGCCAACUGUUGCCUUCCACAAGGGGAAAAAGUUGUAGAUCAAAAAAUUACGGGAAGUGGAUGUAACAUACCAGAGAAUGAACUUGAAUGUGAUGAAGUGGUAGAAGCUGUAGCCAAAAGAUGUACUUCCAAGAACAUAGACUCUUUGCUACUUUCAACAUUGGACUCGAGUUAUGAUGAAGACAAAGAAGAAGCUUUAUCCUUUAUUUCUAAUGAAUGCUGUGAAUUAAAGCAAAAAUCACUUAAAGAGAGGGAUGAUUUAGAAAUUUCAGUUUGUAUAACUGAAGGUGAGCCAAGCCACCAUUGUAACUGCAGUGAACAUCAGCCCUAUGACACAAAUUCUAGUAAUGAAUUUUCUGAUGCUGGAAGUAGACAGAGUUUGGUAAUAGAGUCUUCUCAGAAGAAUAAGUGCACUGGCACACCAGCUACCUCGCCCAACUGCAAAGCAAUGGUGGAAGCUCAUGAUCUCAAAGAUGAAGGCAGACUCUCUACAGAAGAAAUGCAUUAUGUGUUUGAUAAGUUUAUUUUGACUUCAGGAAAGCCACCAACUAUAGUAUGCAGCAUCUGCAAACGGGAUGGACAUUCCAAAAAUGACUGCCCAGAGGAUUUCAAGAAAAUUGAUUUAAAACCACUACCACCAAUGACAGACAGAUUUCGGGAAAUACUUGAUAUAGUGUGUAAAAGAUGUUUUGAUGAAUUAUCCCCUCCUUUAUCUGAGCAACAAAACAGAGAACAAAUUCUGGCAAGUUUGGAAAGAUUUAUUCGAAAAGAGUAUAAUGACAAAGCCAGACUUUGCUUGUUUGGCUCUUCAAAGAAUGGAUUCGGAUUUCGGGACAGUGAUCUCGAUAUCUGCAUGACGUUGGAAGGCCAUGAAAAUGCAGAGAAAUUAAACUGUAAAGAAAUAAUAGAAGGUUUGGCAAAAGUUCUUAAGAAGCAUCCAGGUUUGAGAAACAUCUUGCCUAUAACAACAGCCAAAGUGCCUAUAGUAAAAUUUGAACACAGACGAAGUGGCUUAGAAGGAGAUAUCAGUUUAUACAAUACACUGGCACAGCAUAACACAAGAAUGCUGGCUACGUAUGCGGCUAUUGAUCCUAGAGUGCAAUAUCUGGGCUAUACAAUGAAAGUUUUUGCAAAGCGCUGCGAUAUUGGUGAUGCAUCCCGUGGCAGUCUGUCUUCAUAUGCCUAUAUUCUUAUGGUUUUGUACUUUCUACAGCAGAGAAAUCCACCGGUUAUUCCAGUUCUUCAGGAGAUAUUUGAUGGAAAACAGAUUCCACAAAGAAUGGUGGAUGGAUGGAAUGCCUUUUUCUUUGAUGACAUGGAAGAAUUGAAGAAGCGUCUGCCUUCUCUUGGAAAGAACACUGAAUCACUUGGAGAACUCUGGCUAGGGUUGCUGCGAUUCUACACUGAAGAAUUUGACUUCAAGGAAUAUGUGAUCAGCAUCCGGCAGAAGAAGCUGUUAACUACGUUUGAGAAACAGUGGACAUCCAAAUGUAUUGCCAUCGAAGAUCCUUUUGACUUGAAUCAUAAUCUGGGUGCUGGAGUCUCUAGGAAAAUGACCAAUUUCAUAAUGAAGGCAUUUAUCAAUGGGAGAAAAUUAUUUGGUACCCCAUUCUACCCAGCUGUUGGAAGAGAAGCUGAAUACUUUUUUGACUCAAAAGUGCUGACAGAUGGGGAAUUGGCACCCAAUGACAGAUGUUGUCGUGUUUGUGGAAAAAUUGGUCACUACAUGAAAGACUGUCCAAAGAGGAAACAACUGUUACUCAGGUUGAAGAAAAAGGAGAAUGAGAAAGAUGAUGAAAAAGAAGUGAAAGAAGAUGAUAGAGAAACAAGAGAGAAAAGGUGUUUUAUCUGUGGGGAUGUUGGUCACGUUAGAAGAGAUUGUCCUGAAUUCAAACAAACCCGUCAGAGAAAUAAUAGUGUGCCAGGCACCCAGUUGGUCCGAAGCAUGGUAAAUUCACAGCUAGUGGCUGUGAGUCAGCAGCAAGUGGAACGACCCUUGCGCACUAGACAGUCAUCAGAAUGUUCUGAUUCUCAUCAGUCAUCUUACUCUCCACAACCUCAACAAUUUACACAGAAUUCCUCUCAGCCAGCCUCCAUUAACCAGACUCAGCCACAACCAAUAUCCCAGUCUAAGCACGUUCCGCAACCACAGCAGGGUGCACAGCCACCCCAUCAGGUCCAGCUGCCUUUGUUUAACUUUCCCCAAUCUCCCCCAGGUCAGUAUUCCACCUUGCAUAACCUGGGACUACUUCAGAUGCACCAUCACCACCAAAUUCAGCUUCCCAACACUUCUUGGCCUAUUCAUGGGCCCGUUAUUCACUCUGCACCGGGUAACCCUCCUCAUUCUACAAAUAGCAGUGUAAGCUUGAACGAUCCCAGUAUCAUCUUUGCACAGCCUGCUGCCAGGCCCAUGGGAAUCCCCAGCACUUCUCAUGAGGGACACUGGCACAAUCCUGUGACUCCAAACUCACUGGUGAACAAUGGCACUGUGGGGAAUUCAGAUCAGGGUUUCCAAGGACAGUUUGGUAAAAUGAACCCUCCUUCUGUCCCUUGGGACCAUGGGACCCCUACCCAUUUUCCUCUCCUCCGAGGAGCGUGGCCUUACAAUAUGCCUCAGAACUACAUGCAGCAGGGAAAUGCCAGCUAUCCACCGAACAAACCUUUCUACCCUCAAGCUGGUCCACUGAUGCAGAGUAACCAGCGGUUCUCGCUUCUGUCUCAAGGACACCCACACUUGAAUCUGAAUUACAUUCAACAGAAAAAGUGAAAUUUAAUGGGAUUGUGGGUGGGUGGGGGGAGGGGAGGAAAAAAAUUCAGGUUCUGAUUUAAAAUCUUAAUGCAACAUGUUUAGAUACAAGAUUAUUUAAGACUGUUUUUAAACUGUAUCAUUUGUACAUAGAUAUGAACUAUAGUUUUUACUAGUAUCACAAAACUGAGUGAUACAAAUUUCAUCUAUUUUAUUACCCUAUUUUUAAGGGGAAUUGUGUUUUGUUUUAUCUUGAUAAACUGUAAAGAGAGAGAAUUUUUAAAAUUAAGUUCUUUAUUUUCUAUUAGCUGUAUUCAUACUUUGGUUGCUUCAGACUUUAUAUAUAUUGUUCUAAAAAAAUAAAAUUAGAAGGGGAUUUCAAUGUGUUUAAAAAUUUGUCACUUCUAUUCUUUACAGAACUAUGUAGUGCCAAAAAACUUUUUAAAAGAAAAAUAAAACUGAAAAAAAGGA